AUGCCCUCUCCGCCAUCAGAUCCACCCCUCCUCCCCCUCCUCCCCCCUCUCUCUCUCCCACAACCACUAACACAUAUCAAACCCCCAACGCAAAUCCAACUACCAACACCAACCCAAAAUCAAUCCCAAUCCCUCCUCCGCACAUUCACCACCUCCGCCCUCAAAACAACCACCAUCCUCGGCGGGCUCUACGCCGCGCGCGGGUUCAUGCGCGCGCGGCUUGAGGAGGUUAGGGAGAAGAUGGAGGGCGAGGAACGGGCGAGAGAUGUUCUUUUCGGAGUGUUUUCCGAGUCGUUUUGGAGUUCUGAAAUUUCCGAGCGUGCUUCGAGACCUCAGACCUCGAAAUCUCGAAACCGCAGUUCAGCUCAGGAGCAGCGGGCGGCUGCACGGCUGCGUAUCGCGUGUUUCGUAUCGCGUGUUUCGUGUUUCGUAUCUCGUAUCUCGUGUCUCUGGUGUGGACAGAUUCCAGUGUCGGAGGAUCUAUUCCAUGCAUUGAUCUUGCAGGGUACUUUGCACGAAUACGAACACGAGCACGAGCACGAGAACGAGAACGACACCGCAUACACCAUCCUCGCGCUGCUCCCGACGCUGUCGGAGCAGGUUAUGUGUGCGAUGGAUGUGGAUGGGGUGACGCGGGAGUUGCAGGCGCGGUCGCGCGGGCGGGCGGGGGCGGGAGCGGGUGGGAUGGCAGGUAGGGAGCACCAGCAGGUGUUGGGGAAUCAGAACGUGGAUCAGAAUCAGAAUCAGAAUGGGAAUGGGACAGCACAAGCACAAGCACAAGCGAAAGAGAGGAAUGAGAGGAAUGUGUACCCGCCUGGUCCUGCACCAUACCCUUCCACUUCCACCUCUGCACCAUCCACCACAACAUCCACAUCCACCACAACAUCCACAACAGGCUCGGCUCCAGCCUCAUCAACAGGCUCGUCAAACGCCUCACGCACGUCUUCACCCGCACCAGCACAAGCACAAGCGCCCGGACAGUUCACACUCUCGCCGCGCGCGCCUGUGUUCGUGCCGCGCGCCGCCGCCGCGUCGUCGUUGUCGCGAUCGCAGUCGAAUGUGCAUUCGGCGUCGUCUUCGUACCGCGGGUCGCCUGUGUCCUCGCACUCGCCGUCCCUUUCGCUUUCGCUUUCGGGGACGGAGUCGGAGUCUAUCUCCGUCUCGCACGAUACGAGGGAUACAAGAGAAACGGAGACGGACAGGGAUACAGCGGAGAUAUCGAUAUCGUCGUCGUUUGUGUCGGAGAGCGGGUCUGCGGAGAGUGUGAUUAGUGUGUAUACGAAUACUGAUGCGGAUGCUUUUGCUGUUGCUGUUGCUGGAGCGGGAGCGGGAGCGGGAACAUCAGGAUCGGGAGGAAUGAGAACGAAUGUAGGAGCGGGAGAAGGAGUAGGAGGGCAGGUGGAUGUGAGGAGUAAAGCUGAAUUGUGGAAUGAAGUUAAAAUGCUGACACUAACAAGAACACUCACAUCGCUCUACACAACCACGCUCCUCUGCCUACUCACCACAACCCAACUGACACUCCUCGCACGCGCGAGGUAUGUAUGUGCGAUUCGCGCGCUGGAGAGGGAGGAGGCGAGGAGGGAGAGGGUGGAGGGGAUGGUUCCGGGAGUUGUGGGGUUGGUGCUGGGUGGGAUUUUGGGGGCGAGUGGGUUGGGGGGUGUUUUUGGUGGGGGAGGAGGGGAAGAAGGGUUUGAGAAGCUUUUGAGGCAGUUGGAGAGUGGUGUUUUUGAUGAUGAGGAUGAGGAGGAGGAGGAUGGGGAAGGAAGCGAGGAGGAGGAGGAGGAUGGAUGGGGGUUCGGAUGGGGCGCGCGCGCGCGCGCUUCGUCGUCUUUUCAGUCUAAAAUCAACCCCGUAUCCAAGUCCCGAGCGAACGCCAAAUCCCAACACAGAAUCCAAUCCAAAGCGAAAUCCAAAUCCAAAGCUAAAUCGACAUCGAAAAAUCACCCCAAACCCCCGCAAAUUUGGACAGACGAGAUAUCAGAAGAGGCAGAGAGCAAGUAUCUGACGCUUAGCUGGUGGUUGUUGCAUGUUGGCUGGAAGGAUGUGGCUGAGCGUGUGAGGAGGGGUGUUGAGGAGGUGUUUGAUGGCGUCUCGCUUAAAACGAAGCUCUCAGCAGCGGACCUGCACCGCCUUAUCGCGGACGUGCGUAGACGCGUCGAAUAUGAGAUCACAUUUGAAGGAAACGAGAAAAAGUCGAGCUUCGUCUCAUCGCUCCUCCCGCCUACGCCCGAGACGAUCCACCACGUGCUGCUCCAGGGGGGCUUUACACCCGCACCCGCACCCGCGUUGGAGCGUACAUCGUCCUCAUUGUCGCCUUAUCCCCCAAGCCGCGCUGAAAUCGAAUUUGACAUCGCCGACAGAGGGCACGGGCACGGAGAAAGAGAAGGAGAAGGAGACGGAGAAGGAGAAGGCUACGACGCCUCGCCCUUUGAAGAUCCGCUCGGGAAGCAUAUUGAUGUGGACGGCGAGUACGAGGCGAGGUUUGGGAGGCGGGUUGUACUGCGCGAGCGGGAGGAUGAGGAGGUGGGCAGUGAGGUGGGCAGGGGCAGGGAUGGGUAUGGGGAUGAAAAGGGGUAUGGGGAUGAAAAGGGGUAUGGGAGGGACAGGAAGCUCUCGGACGCAGCGACGACGGUGUCGACGUCGCUCUCGUCGUCGCAGCUUUCGCACGUGUUUGUGGAUUCGCCUGCGGUUGCUGUGUCGAGUUAUCAGCCUCAUCCAUCCUCCUCCGUCCACCCAUCCUCAUCAUUCCACCCUACCCACCCCUCGCACCCCUCGCACCCUACCCCUUCCUCUUCCUUCCACCCCUCGCACCCAACCCUAACCAACCAAACCCAACCCCUCCAACACACAUACCUCCCCCCUCCACCACCACCACCACACACAUACACACCCGUGCUGGACCCACCCGCGUUCGCGGCGCUCGUGGAGGAGACGAGGGGGAUAUUGGCGAGUGCGGAUUUCGGGGUUGUGUUUGAGGCGUGUGUGGAUGAGGCGGUGCGGGUGUUGAUGGGAAGUGGGGGGGUGUUUGGGCGGGGUGGUGCGGGUGGUGGUGGAGGUGCGGGUGGUGGUGCUGGUGGUGUUGGUGGUGGUGGAAGUGGGGAUAAGGGAGGGGACAAAGGUGGAGAGGGGAAGGGAAAGGGAGGGGAUAAGGAAGGAGAGGGAGAGGAAGAGGAGAGGGUAAGACUUGCGGGGAUGUUACCUGCCCUUGCGAGAUGGAGCCAGGUUGCGAUGGAGGGGUUGCCUAAUGAGUUGGUUGAUAAAAUCCUCAACAUGCGCCAAGUCGAGUGUCUUUCUGCGAUCGUGUUUGGGAGGUUUGAAGAGCGGUUUGUGGAUAUUUGA
Messenger RNA from Psilocybe cubensis, 3339 nucleotides. RefSeq lists its product as uncharacterized. The transcript is spliced from 8 exons. Bases 1 to 3339 code for a protein of 1112 amino acids. Gene Ontology annotation, molecular function: protein-macromolecule adaptor activity. Gene Ontology annotation, cellular component: peroxisomal membrane. Gene Ontology annotation, biological process: protein import into peroxisome membrane. The record is from RefSeq and is a predicted model, not a curated record. Lineage: Eukaryota; Fungi; Basidiomycota; Agaricomycetes; Agaricales; Agrocybaceae.